AUGGAUCGAGUACAUCCCUCGACCCAUCGUGCGUUCAUUGCCUUUGGCAGCAAUGUCGGGGACCGCAUUGAUAUGAUCGAGGCUGCUUGCCGCGAAAUGGAGCGGGCCAACAUCCGAAUCAAGCGGACGAGCUCCCUCUUCGAAACCGCCCCGAUGUAUGUCCUCGACCAGGAUCCCUUCAUCAAUGGAGUGUGCGAGGUGGAAACCAGCCUCUCCCCCAUGGACCUGCUCGACACGCUCCAAGCCAUCGAGUUAGGCCUCGGCCGGAAGAAACUCAUCGACAAGGGACCACGCUCAAUCGACCUGGACAUCCUCCUCUACGACGAGCAAAUCUUCACGCACGAGCGUCUCGACAUCCCGCACAAACUGAUGCUCGAGCGCGACUUUGUCCUCCGACCCCUCUGCCAACUAAUCCCUCACGAACGCCCUCCCUUCCUGGGCCACUCCCAAAGGCUACCUCAACCACCUCAAAACCCUCCCACCCCCAUCUCCAACCCCCCACCCAACAACCCCCAUAUCCCCCCUAUUUCCCCCAAUCCACAGCACCAACCCCUCCCGGCCAACCCACAUUAUGGCAAUCCUAAACCUAACCCUAGACUCCUUCUCCGACGGCGGCACGCACUCACCCACAGACCUGGCAACCCUAACCACAACAGUAAACAACAUGAUCCGCUCCGGCGCAACAAUAAUCGACAUCGGCGGCGAAAGCACCCGUCCGGGCUCCAAGCCCGUCAGCGAAUCCGAGGAAUUAUCCCGGGUGAUCCCCGCAAUCCGGCACAUCCGGACCACCAUCCCCGAGGCCGCCCACAUCGCCAUCAGCAUCGACACGUACCGCGCGCGCGUCGCUGAAGCCGCCUGCGCCGCCGGCGCGGACAUCAUCAACGACGUCUCCGCGGGCCUCCUCGACCCCGAAAUGCUGCCCACUAUGGCGAGGACCGGGAAAUCAGUCAUAUUAAUGCACAUGCGCGGCACACCUGCCACGAUGACCAAGCUGACGGAUUACCCCAACGGAGUUAUCCAGGAUGUGGGCAGUGAACUCCUUGAGCGGGUUGCAGCCGCAGAGGCGGCGGGGAUCCGGCGGUGGAGGAUCAUAUUAGAUCCGGGGCUGGGGUUCGCGAAGAACGAGCCGCAUGAUUUGACUAUCUUGAGGGAGUUGGAGAAGUUGAGGACAGGAGUGGAGGGGUUGGAAUAUUUCCCGUGGUUGAUGGGGCCGAGUCGGAAGAGGUUCGUGGGGAGGUUGACAGGGGUGAAGGAGGCGAAGGAUAGAACUUGGGGCACGGCGGCGACGGUGACGGCGAGUGUUGCUGGGGGCGCGGAUAUUGUCAGGGUGCAUGAUGUGAAGGAGAUGUGGCAGGUUGGGAGGGUCGCGGAUGCGAUUUAUAGGGGGGUUGUUUGA
This is a messenger RNA of Aspergillus niger, 1396 nucleotides long. RefSeq lists its product as uncharacterized. Gene Ontology annotation, cellular component: mitochondrial envelope. The transcript is spliced from 3 exons. Gene Ontology annotation, molecular function: 2-amino-4-hydroxy-6-hydroxymethyldihydropteridine diphosphokinase activity; dihydropteroate synthase activity. Lineage: Eukaryota; Fungi; Ascomycota; Eurotiomycetes; Eurotiales; Aspergillaceae. Gene Ontology annotation, biological process: tetrahydrofolate biosynthetic process. The record is from RefSeq and is a predicted model, not a curated record. The annotation marks the transcript as partial.